Messenger RNA from Arthroderma uncinatum, 930 nucleotides. RefSeq names its product PAP2 domain-containing protein. Gene Ontology annotation, biological process: phospholipid metabolic process. The transcript is spliced from 4 exons. NCBI's taxonomy places the organism in Eukaryota, Fungi, Ascomycota, Eurotiomycetes, Onygenales, Arthrodermataceae. Gene Ontology annotation, molecular function: phosphatidate phosphatase activity. Bases 1 to 930 code for a protein of 309 amino acids. The record is from RefSeq and is a predicted model, not a curated record.
AUGGACGGCCGAAAGACUUCGGAUCUCACCCACCAGCCAGGCUGUAUGGGGGCUCUGGUGCGGUUCUGGCACCGUUCAUACGCUGCUGAUUAUACGAUCCUCAUUUUCCUCGUUGUUGCGUGGGUGAUGCUACAACUCUUCGUACAUCCAUUCCACCAGAUGUUUAGCCUGGAUAAUGCAUCCAUUCAGUAUCCCUUUGCCGUCGUCGAACGGGUGCCAGUCGUAUGGUCCAUCAUCUACUCCGGCGUCUUCCCUCUCCUUGCAAUUGGCGUCUGGUCCGCCCUAUUUCGCCCAGGAAGCCAUUUCGUUCAUAUCACUCUUCUAGGCCUCCUUGCUACGCUACUGGUCACCAUCUUUAUAACUGAUAUAAUCAAGAAUGCCGUUGGCAGGCCACGUCCGGACCUGAUAUCACGCUGCAAACCGGAAAAGGGCACUCCAGAACAUACACUGGUCGAUUAUACGGUAUGCACCGGGACGAAUCAGCAUAUCCUAAACGAGGGAUGGCGCAGUUUCCCAAGCGGACACAGUAGUUUUGGGUUCUCAGGGCUGGGUUACCUUUCGUUCUUCCUUGCAGGCCAACUACGGGCCUGGCGCCCACGCUCUGGCCUUGCUCGUCUCCUCGUCUCGCUGUCUCCACUGCUUGGAGCACUGAUGAUUGCCAUUUCCCGUGUAGCAGAUUACCGCCACGACGUGUAUGAUGUGACCAGCGGCUCAAUAAUAGGCCUGGGAACAGCGUAUCUGGUAUAUCGCUGUUAUUACCCGUCCUUGUGGUCGGUGGACUGUGAUAUACCAUACCAUCCAGAUGACCAGGGGGCGAUUCAUGGGUUUCAGCGAGUUGGCGGCGAUGAAGAGCAAGCGUUCCAGCCACAGCCAGUAUACAACGAGCAGGCAUACCGUAUGCAACCUCUCGGCCGUGGGAGGGAAACGUAG